Bicyclus anynana (squinting bush brown) is the source of this 2920-nucleotide messenger RNA. It is a transcript of the gene PGS1, whose product is annotated as CDP-diacylglycerol--glycerol-3-phosphate 3-phosphatidyltransferase, mitochondrial. NCBI's taxonomy places the organism in Eukaryota, Metazoa, Arthropoda, Insecta, Lepidoptera, Nymphalidae. The record is from RefSeq and is a predicted model, not a curated record. Gene Ontology annotation, biological process: cardiolipin biosynthetic process. The coding region runs from base 116 to 1486 and encodes 456 amino acids. The transcript has 7 exons. Gene Ontology annotation, cellular component: mitochondrion. Gene Ontology annotation, molecular function: CDP-diacylglycerol-glycerol-3-phosphate 3-phosphatidyltransferase activity.
GAGUGUGAAACCAUCACAAAAGUAGUUAAACAAAAUCUUUAACUAAUAAAAUAAUGUAAAUUGCUGACUCAAUAUAUUUAGUAGGCUGAAAUAUAAACAGCUGCUUUUCUUCAAAAUGUCCUUUCGAUUUAAAGCUACGGAACUGCAACACUUUAAUUGGAUGUUUAACUUGGCGCCUUGUUUUCCUGUUAAUGCCUCAAAAAUAAAAAUUAUAACUGAGCCAGGUAACUUUUAUGAUGUUCUUUGCGAGAGAUUCCGUAAUGCAAAACGUAGGAUAUCGAUGGCUAGCUUAUACAUUGGUACUGGGGAGUUGGAAGAGAACUUAUUGAAGGUAACGGUGAAUAAUGUUAAGGUUACGAAAGAUUUGAAUUUUAACGUGUUACUCGACUACCAGCGAGGUACCCGAGGCAGUGUCAACUCACUAACAUUAUUCCGGCAAUUCACUGAAGGAAUCACAGAUAGAAGCAAUUUAUCAUUGUACCAAACUCCAAGACUUCAGGGUGUUUGGUCUAAAAUCCUCCCUUCUCGUUACAAUGAGAUUGUAGGGCUUCAACACAUGAAGCUUUAUAUUGCCGAUGAUUCAGUAAUACUGAGCGGAGCAAACUGUUCAAAUGAUUAUUUCAACCAACGACAAGACAGAUAUAUAGAGAUUGAAGACAGUGAUUUAGCAAGCUUUUACUGUGAAAUAAUAGAUGAGAUAGUUAAAUAUAGCAAACAAGGUGAUAAAGAUAAUCAAAUUAUAUCUAAAGACAGAAAGUUGAUAGUGAAAGAGCUUAGUCAAAAUAUUACAAACAUAAUUGAGAGAUGGAAGGAAUUACAAUCUACAAAAAUAUCAUCUUUAGACCAAUCAUCAGAAAAAAAUGACACCUGGGUUUUUCCACUGUUGCAAAUGGGAGAGUUCAAUAUAACGCAAGAUGAGCAGGCAACAUGUAGAAUAUUGUCAUCAGUACCAAGAGGCUCGUAUUUUCGUCUUGCGACAGGAUAUUUCAAUUUGACAGAGAACUAUGCUAAAAUAUUACUCAAGGAUUGCAAAGCUAGUAUUAGUCUACUAAUGGCACAUCCAAAUGCGAAUGGGUUCAUGGGUGCAGCAGGUCCAGCGGGCGGCAUUCCACACGCCUACUCUUUAAUAGCACGACAGUUUUGGCAAAAAGUUCUGAGUUAUAAUCAACCAAGUAGAGUGCAGAUGUUGGAAUAUGAACGUGAAGGCUGGACUUUUCAUGCCAAGGGAUUAUGGUACUACCCACCCGGCAGCGGAGUCCCGUGGGCCACCGUGGUGGGGUCUGCCAAUCUAGGCGAGAGGUCCGUGCGCAGGGAUCUAGAGGCGCAAGCUGCUAUAUUUACAUCCUCGCUUGAUUUACAGAAAAGACUACAAGACGAAUGUUCGAGACUGCACGACUACGCGUCUGAAUGCAGCAACGAGUUGCAGCAACGAAGAACACCGAUGUGGGUGCGAGCCACCGUAGGACUGUUUAGAACUUACUUUUAGGAUAAACAUACUAGUCAAAAAUCAGACUGCAACCGGAGCUUCCUCAGGAGAUGUUGACUCUACAACGUGCAUUUGCAAUUGUAGAGUGAUGCUCCGGUUUCGGGGUGAAACGUAUAUAGAGAGUAUUUUGUCGGACCUGGGUGACGUUGUCGCAUGGGUUCGUCGGCUUUUCACGGAUGAUAGCAAAAUAAAUAAAUUAUUAUAUAUUCGAGACCGUUUUGUUUGGAAGUCCAUGCAAGAGGCCUAUGUCCAGCAGUGGACGUCCAUCGGCUGAUAAUGAUGUUGAUGAUGAGGCACUAUAUUCCAACAGAUAAAACAAAAUAAUAAAAGGUUCGUAAUAAAUUCUCAGGGUAGGCAGUGCGUCUAUGCAUAUAUGAAGUGCACGCCAGUGGGUACAAGUUUACUCUACGCAUACCUCUUGACAUUAUCUACACGGCAUCGUACCGGUACGCUAAAUCGCUUGGCGUACCGUCUUUGCCAGGUAAUAACUAGCGACGGCCGAUAUCUAGCACCAGACCAGGGGGCCUAUUAUGUAUCUCGGUGUACCAUCCAAUUGAUGAGUCACUAGAUCGUUUUUCAUCGUAUUUUCGUUUUGUGUUCAGUGAUCAUCUAAAAUAGUUAUUUCAAACGAAAUAACCUUGACUGCAACAUUUUACAUCAAAUUCAAUGAAUCAUAUAGUUUCUACGAUCAUCUAAUAUGAUUAUUUCAACGAAAUUAAGUAAAUACUAGUUUUUCUUUAAAAUAACGUUACUAUUGGCUACUAUCACGAUCAUACUGAUUUUACUUUACGUAAAACGAUAAAUAUGUGAUUUCGUUGAAAACACAAUGUUAAAUAAACACCGAAAAUACGAUGAAAACGAUGUAGUGGCUGAUUGUUUAAAUGGUACACCGAUUUACAUAGUAACCAGUGCUGAGCGUGUGAACCUAUUCAUUGACGGUUUUUUUAAUGUUAGAUUAUUUCUGAGCUCGCAGCUUCGAGCCUGGAGCCCGUGGGUUCGUGGCAUUUUGGUUAUUAAAGGUUAUCGAUUAUUAAUUUGUUAGGUUAUUGAUUAUAAAUUAAUUGUUAAGUUUAAUGUUAUUAUUAUAUACGUUUAAUAUAUUGUGUAAUUACGGUAAUGGGGUCGGUCUAAUCACAGAGUGAUGGUGGUUUGAUGUCUGUCUGCUGCACUAAGGAAUGUGGAUCAUAUUUAAUAUAUAUAAAAUAUAAAGAUGGCAAAUAUUCCUAAAAAUAUACUAUACGGUCAUCUCAAAACGUCUUCAUACUUUUGACAAACAAGAACAAUUGUAUCCAACCAAAGUAACCAGUCAGUAUCACUAAAUAAUAAGAUAAAUUAAGAUUUUAAUAAGAUUUUAGUUUAGUAAAACUGGUAUCAAAAUUGUUGAUAUUUAUUUUUAUUUUAACGAAAUGAAUAAAAUUAUAUUGUUACUUCAAA